AUGGCUAAAGAUACACCCAAGGACCAAGUUAAUGUAACUGGAAGAGAUGUAAAAGAUACUGGAAACCGUACACAUAUUGCCUCUGAAAACACCAAUGUAAAUGACGUGGACGCACUCUUAAGUUGUAUAGACAUAUGGAAGAAAAAUAGCAAGAAAUGUAAAAGGACAAAAAAAGCAAAUGUGUUUAAAAAGAACAGGGUUAGUAUCAAACAGAACAAUGAUUUAGAGCGUGUUAACAACGUAGUAAAAGAUCUUUUGAGUAUGACGAAACUGAGGGCCGAAAUACCAAAAAAUGUACUCGUUGCCAAACGCAAGAAAAAGAAGCCAGCAAUGGAUAAAAGGACGUUAAUUUCAACGGAAAACUUUCCAAUGGAAUUUUCGGAUGAAGAGGAUCUUCCAGAAUAUCUCAGGACAAAAGUUCCAAAACAGGGAUCAAUCGACACUAGAUUCGCCACCGAAUCCUCCAAUGAGAAUAAUGGCGAAUUUAACUUCUUGUCCCAUUUAAACAAAGAUCCCGAUUCUAGUACCUUACAAAUGAUGGACAAAGAGGGUAACAGCAUCGAAUCUAGACCACUUAAAUCCAAAGAUGUAAGAGAAAUGUGUGAAACACUUGGGAUAACUAGCUUAAACAUGAUGCAGUUUGAGUCUUUGGAAAAUGAAACCUCUGACUCCGAAGAAUUAUUGAACGGAGAUGAGUUUAUGGUUGACGAAAAUUAUGAAGAAUCUGAAGAAUCCGAAGAGGAGUUAGAAGUCACAAUAGAAGAAUCCGGUUCAAACGUGGAAACAGAAAUAGCUGUAGCUGAGUUUAAAACUAAAACUCCUAAAACCGAAGAACCUCCUAGCGAAGAUGCUCCUGGUCGUAAACGCAAUUAUCGAAGAAAAUCAGAUACUAAGGCGAAAUCACUAGUGGCAGUGAGUUCCGCAGAAAGAGCUGCCAUAAAUGAAGACGAAAUUUCAUUAGGAACGAAGGCUAAUGGAAGGACGUCGCGCACCAGAAGAAACACCAAUAGAAAUCCACUAGCAGAAGAGGUGGUCGAUAUCAAGAACAUGGAAAUUGAAAAGAUAAGGGGGGUUUGUUACUGUAAAAGUGACAACAGUUGGACCGCCUGGUGGACAGAGAAGGGGAAAAGUCGGAAGAAGGCUUUUAAGUUGAGUUUAUAUGGGUUUGAAGGGGCAAGAAGGUUGGCGAUUGAGCACAGGAUGCGCAUGGAGGAACUACUUCCUGAAUUGAAGGAAAAGAAGACCAAAGUGAACAAAAGGAAGACAUCUGAAGCACUGGGACCGAAAACUAACAAGAAGUCACCUGGAACGACUUCACGCAACAUCACCAGGGCUUGUUCCAACACACCUGCUGCUAUAGUACCAUCUAUGGAGGACGGCAUAUAUAAGGGAACUAGAUACAGGUCGAAGCAGAACAAAGACAAAGAGGGAGUAUUCGUUAAUGGAAACACGUGUAACACAAAUUUGAACACCAGUUUGGACUCGAAUCCCCUUAACCUACAAGUCAACAACGAAGAUCCGUUUUCCGAUGCUAGGCAGAACGGGACAUACGCACAUUCUCACAACCAAGAUACAAUCGUUAACAUAAAUGAUAAUGCUGAUCUCUGCCAGACGAACGAUAACCGCUCCAACGGUAGCCGCGAUGACGUUGAUGAAGCAAACUAUUUACCAUACAAAAGGAAAAGGCCCAACUCCUAUCACCCAGACAUCUGUAGAAUAAAUGAGAUUGAGCACUUUCAUGAACUGGAGGAUAUUAUGGAGUACUUAGAAAUGAAGGGUAAGGAAGAAAAUGGCGGUGUUUACUCGGCAGAGACACUUAGGCAAAUCAGACCAAUCACACCGAGAUUAAACAUCUCAUCACACAUUUACCAUCAACACGAGAAUGGGUUAUGCACGGUUCAUUAUCGAAUAAAGUUGGAAAAAUCAACUCUUGAACAGGUCCAGAACGCCAUCAAGGAGGCUCUUGAUGACUUACCAAACAAAGAGGAAACCAACGAGAACAACGACAGUGACAAUGCGGUAGCUCAGGAGGAGACUCGUGAUCCUCAGUCACCCAGCGCCGAAGAUGAUUAUGUAAAUGUCGAAGCUGUGAGCAUAACAUCCGCAGACGGUACGAACAGGCCACUGUAUAACAUAAUUCCCACUUACAUAAAGAACUCUGAUGGCGACGAAGUCCUCGCCUUCGUCGUCUUAAAGCCAUAA
Theileria orientalis strain Shintoku is the source of this 2202-nucleotide messenger RNA. RefSeq lists its product as hypothetical. Gene Ontology annotation, biological process: regulation of DNA-templated transcription. Gene Ontology annotation, molecular function: DNA-binding transcription factor activity. The transcript is spliced from 2 exons. The record is from RefSeq and is a predicted model, not a curated record. Lineage: Eukaryota; Apicomplexa; Aconoidasida; Piroplasmida; Theileriidae. Bases 1 to 2202 code for a protein of 733 amino acids.